Dermacentor andersoni is the source of this 551-nucleotide messenger RNA. RefSeq lists its product as uncharacterized. The record is from RefSeq and is a predicted model, not a curated record. NCBI's taxonomy places the organism in Eukaryota, Metazoa, Arthropoda, Arachnida, Ixodida, Ixodidae.
CCACCGAUUUCCGAGAACGGAGCUCUUCCUCGCCGAUCGCUCGUACACAACCGGUGUUUGAAAUCACUCGCCAGCCAUCUUUGACGGGGCCACAAUGAAGCUACUCAGCAUCGUACUUUUUGCUGGGCUUGUCGCACUCUGCUCAUGCUGGCCUCACCGGAGCUCCGGCUCUGCGGAUCAUCCCGAACGGGUCGAAGCACGUUGGGCGAGACAGCCCGAACGACAUGGAGCGACCGGACGGGUCGAAGCACGUUGGGCGAGACAGCCCGAACGACAUGCAGGAGCAGCUGAAAAUCACUGGCAGAACGAAAAUGGUCGCGGAUAUGAAGACUAUGUUCAAGGUCGCGGAUAUGAAGACUAUGUUCAAGGUCGCGGACAUGAAGACUAUGUUCAAGGGUGAAUGAAAGGCAUGGUUCUUGGACGUUGAAGAAAGGACUCUACGGUUGCAUCAUCAUGGAGGAUCGCUUCUGGCCAUGUUUUGAACCCCUCAUCACAUAACACGUCAAUCGUAACCGUAUUUGCUUGAAUGAAUAAAAAUACGUAAAUAUGAA